This is a messenger RNA of Priceomyces carsonii, 243 nucleotides long. RefSeq lists its product as uncharacterized. Bases 1 to 243 code for a protein of 80 amino acids. The transcript has a single exon. NCBI's taxonomy places the organism in Eukaryota, Fungi, Ascomycota, Pichiomycetes, Serinales, Debaryomycetaceae. The record is from RefSeq and is a predicted model, not a curated record.
AUGUUGAUUGGAACUGAACAUCAAAAGGAGUCUACAAAAUUCAAUGUAGAAAAAAGCAGGGAGCCAGUCAGCAAAGACCUAAACCAUUAUAUAAAACAAAGCAGGCUGCACAAACCAACAGAUGUCGUUGAAGACUGUCAUUUUGAAACUAGUCCCUUACUUGAACCUCACGAUAGAGAAUCAAACGAGCAGCUUACCGGAAACCUGAAUUCUACACCUCCUCUUUCGCAGGACCUCAAAUAA